AUGACCAGCAAAGUGGGUCAAUGGAAACCAAGAUCCAGGCUAUACGAAAAGGAUUUAGAAAAAGACAGCUACUUUAAAGAAAUCUUUGUGGAGGAUGCUCUACUUGAAGCAGAGAAUUAUCGCCGAUCAUCAUUAUCAGAAGAUGAACAAAGUUCAACUGGAAUGUCAUCCGAUGGAGAGCUGCUAGAAGAACCAGAGCCACCCGCAGAAGAGAUGCCCCUCAAAGCGCCACACAGAAUACCCUUACAUCAACGCAAUGUUACUCGCAUCAAACGCAGUGUGCUUCAGAAAUUCAUGCUCGCCGUCAAGUCUGUGAUAUCCGCUCUCCUCUCAUUUCCCAUUUUAUUCUUUUUUGUAACCAUGGCAGUGUAUACUACUGGAAAACAGCAGUUGUUGGACAAACAAAAGCGCAUUCAGGAAUCAGAUGAAGACGACAUGCCUGAUGAACUACUGACACAAGACGAAACAUACUAUGCUGAGCGAUGGGGAUAUACCAGUGAGAUGCAUGAAGUGGUAACUCAAGAUGGUUACAUUCUGAAAAUGUAUCGCAUCAAUAAAAAGGGAUCCAUACCAAGAGGUAAACCUGUCUUGAUUGGCCAUGGUUUAUUUCAAUGCUCUGGCGCCUUUGUCUUGAAUGAACAACGCUCAUUAGCAUUUACAUUGAUUGAUCAGGGCUACGAUGUGUGGGUAGGAAACAACCGAUCCAUUGCUGGCUUGGAUCAUGUCUCGUUAUCGUUCAAGGAUCCCGAGUAUUGGAAUUGGGGACUAAAGGAGUUGGGUAUCUACGAUUUCGCUGCCAUGUUGGAUCAUGUGAAGUUGUAUUCAAAUAGCUCAAAGGUCGCUUAUAUUGGCCAUUCUCAAGGCAAUGCACAAGCAUUCAUUGCGCUAUCACUAUGCCCAGAGAUUGCUGACAACUUGAGCUGCUUUAUCGCUUUAGCGCCUGCUGUCUUUUCUGGUAAUCUCGUAAACACAUUUCCUCUGAAUCGCUUGAUCAAUCUGAGUGAUUGGUUCUAUAGCUUAAUGUUUGGCACUGGAUCCUUCUUGCCCGUCAUGUCAUUUGCGCAGACGAUUGUCGAACCCAGACUAUUUUGUUUCUUGGCAUACAGCAUGUUUUCAUACUUGUUUAGUUGGUGGGACAGCCAUUGGCUUCGCAGAAGAAAAGCAAAGUACUUUCAAUUCACACCACGCCCUGUGAGUUCUCGUCUGAUUGCAGAUUGGAUUGCAGGUUGGGGACGUAAAGGGGUGUGUUUGUACGUAGCAGACCAAAAUACGGUCAUGAACACAGAUUUCAAGCGAAAGGUGCCUUUGGUGGUGUUUUACGGUACAGCCGAUUAUCUGGUCAAUGGAGAGCGAUUUGUACGCACAUUUCCCGGUUAUGAGACACAUGGAUUAUCGCCUGAACAGGUGGCCAAAGAGAGCACACCUUCAACCUCCGACUGUCAAAAGACGCUGUUUCCCAUGUUGGAUUUGGUUCAUGUGGAGCGUGUGGACGGAUACGAGCAUAUGGAUACUAUUUGGGGACAUGACAACCAUAAAACAACGUAUCCUAUUGUUUUGAAAAACCUGGAGAAUGCAAGAUGGGAAUAG
Mucor velutinosus is the source of this 1587-nucleotide messenger RNA. RefSeq names its product Glycerol-3-phosphate/dihydroxyacetone phosphate acyltransferase. The transcript is spliced from 5 exons. The record is from RefSeq and is a predicted model, not a curated record. The coding region runs from base 1 to 1587 and encodes 528 amino acids. Gene Ontology annotation, biological process: lipid metabolic process. Lineage: Eukaryota; Fungi; Mucoromycota; Mucoromycetes; Mucorales; Mucoraceae.